This is a messenger RNA of Daphnia carinata, 668 nucleotides long. It is a transcript of the gene EMC4, whose product is annotated as ER membrane protein complex subunit 4-like. Lineage: Eukaryota; Metazoa; Arthropoda; Branchiopoda; Diplostraca; Daphniidae. The record is from RefSeq and is a predicted model, not a curated record. Bases 74 to 592 code for a protein of 172 amino acids. Gene Ontology annotation, biological process: protein folding in endoplasmic reticulum. The transcript has 4 exons. Gene Ontology annotation, cellular component: EMC complex.
CAGCAGACAGUCAAAGGAAAAACCAAUUUAGAUGCCAGAAAACCAAAAACUGCCCAAGCUUGUUUAACAAACAAUGGCGAUGUCAAAUCGAAACGUUUCAAAGAAAUUUAAAUGGUCCAUUGAUUUAUCCAAUCGUAAUAAAUCCACAUGUGAUCUCGCAUCCCCUCCUGGAUAUCUACCUUCAAUAGCAACCACGGUGGCUGAGUCGGCGAAGGAAAACGAUUCCAGUCUACUUAUAAAAAGAUCUUGGGAUGUUGCUUUACAACCCCUUAAACAGGUACCAAUGAAUCUUUUCAUGAUGUACAUGGUGGGGAGUUCCAUUUCCAUAUUCCCCAUUAUGAUGGUCGGAAUGAUGUUCGUAAGGCCCUUUCGUGCACUAUUCAGCAUGAACCAAACUUUCAAGAUGCUUGAGGGUACCCAGGCAAUUGGCCAAAUCUUAGUCUACAUCUUAGGGCAGUUGGUUGCAUUAGGCCUUGCCCUUUAUAAGUGUCAAUCAAUGGGACUUCUUCCCACUCACUCAUCAGAUUGGCUGGCUUUCAUUGAUCCUCAACAAAGAAUUGAAUAUUCUGGUGGUGGACAAAUUCUUCUUUAAUAACAAUUAUUUUAUUCAUCAAAAUAUUCACAUUUGUAAGUGAAGAGAAAAUACAGUACAUGAAAUCAUCUUUAAA